Alternaria rosae is the source of this 814-nucleotide messenger RNA. RefSeq lists its product as uncharacterized. The transcript is spliced from 2 exons. Bases 311 to 673 code for a protein of 120 amino acids. NCBI's taxonomy places the organism in Eukaryota, Fungi, Ascomycota, Dothideomycetes, Pleosporales, Pleosporaceae. The record is from RefSeq and is a predicted model, not a curated record.
GACCAGCAUCGCAUCAGGUACGUCGCCCGUAGCCUCCUUCCAGGCUGCGACACGCACCUAUCAAACACACUUAGCUCCAAUACCAAGGCUGCUGUCAUCAAGGACUAGAUCUUGAUUGACCCCAUUGACCCAUCGGUGCUCCCGUUUCCAAGAUCAACCAUCCCUGCCAUGCAAUCAGCUGGUUAAAUAGCUCUCUCUCCUCCAGUGCACUCAGCCUACCACUCAUCACAACCUCACACGACUACUUUCACCCUGACUACUGUGACUCUUUACUUACUGAACCUACCUUCAAUUACAACAAACAAACAUCAUGGAUUUCGUCAACAAGCUCGCCGGCGGCGGUAACAACCAAGGCCAAUCCGUCAACGAGCAAGUCGUCCAAGGCCAGGGCUCUGAGCAGAAGUCCUCCGGCUCCGGUGGCUUCCUCGGUGGCAUCGGUGACAAGCUCAACUCCGCUGCUGGCGGCGGCAAGGAGAGCGAGAAGAACGAGGACUACCUCGACAAGGGUGUCGACUUCGUCCAAGAGAAGUUCAUGGGCCAGGGUGCUCAGGACAACGAGUCCGCCGUCGAGCAAGCCAAGGACGAACAGAUCAGCGACUUCAUCCGAGGCCAGUACAAGUCUACAACUGGCUCCGAUAUCCCCAUCAAGGACAAGGAGACUCGUCUCGGUUAAGCUGUUGAGCUGGGACAAGGCGUGAUGGUGGAUAUACCAUGAGCCGGGAGGACAGGAGAUCCGCUGGCCAUCGACUACAAUCACAAUGAUAAGGUUAUGAUAGUCAUGAAAUGAAACAAUGACAAUACACCACAAGCAAGA